UCUUUCCUCUUUCUCUGCGCGAGAAACGCAUUUGGGCACUCAGUAGUCCCAAGCAUAACGCCAAAAAACGCCCUCUCUCCUCUGCCUCUUCCUCUUCCUCCUCCUCUUCCUCCUCCUCAUACUUUACUCUCUCUCCUUUCUCUCUCUCUCUCUCUCUCUCUCUCUCUCAAAAAAGCGUGGUGUUCGGAGUGGCACUGAGAAAAUUAUUGGGUUUCUAGAGAAUAUAUAGAAACAGAUAUACAUAUAUAUAGGCAGAUGGGUUCAUGUGUUUCGGUUCAUAAGGACGCAGAUUCCGUCUUGAAGCUCCGACAUUCAUUCGGGUCCAAAACCGACAACAAGCUCGUCAUCCCACCAUUCCCAGUCAAGGUUGAUAAACUGUCUUCCAAUGGUGACCGUCCGAUUGCCGAUCUUCCACUUAAAUCUCAAUGGUCGCCCUCUCACGCCACCGCCAACGCCACCACCUUCCGGGACUGCGGUAGUAGAGAGGAUUCCUAUUUUGAUACCCGGCAGUGGUUGGACUCGGAUUGUGAAGAUGAUUUUUACAGUGUGAAUGGGGAUUUUACUCCAUCUCGCGGCAACACUCCUGUCCAUCAGUACUUACCCGCUGGUUCCUCUCUAAUCGACAAAACUCCUUUCGAGAACAGAAUUCCUGGUCCAACUCCAACGCCAACAGAAAAGAAGAAGAAACUACUUGAGCUUUUUCAGGAGAGCUUCAAAGAUGAUGAAGAAGCGGACAAUGAAGUAAAACCGCCAGCUGCAGCCAGCCUCCCUCCAAAGUUUGUCAAUGGAACUGAUUCCGUGUGUAGUAGCGAGAGGACAAUAAGUGGAGAUGUUCCAACUGCGAUUGAGACGAAGAAGCCAUUUAGGACCUCGCAGUGCUGCCUUCCGAGCUUAGUUUCUUGCCGCAGCUCGAGUCAGAGGAAGAAGAUGAGCCCUACCAUUGCUGUAGGUGAUAAAGCUUGAUACUUUUUCCUGAAAUCGUAAUAGUGUAAAUUUGAGAAGUUAAGAACCCGCUCGAGUUUCUAAACUUCGACCUCAAUAUCUUGUAAAGUACUAGAGAUCCUUGCUGCCGCUGUUGAAAUUACGAAUUUUGGGGAUGCAGGGCAUGUAAAGAGUAAGGAUGAAAAUGUCCAAUGCUAUGAGUAUUUUACAACACCACUGAAAUCUUAGUAGGAAGGUUGUUACUGCAUAUUUAAUUAAAGAGAAAGAGAAAGCCACGUUUAUUUUGUUCGUUCA
Molecule: messenger RNA, 1236 nt
Organism: Malus domestica (apple)
Lineage: Eukaryota; Viridiplantae; Streptophyta; Magnoliopsida; Rosales; Rosaceae
Source: RefSeq, a predicted model, not a curated record